This is a messenger RNA of Bicyclus anynana (squinting bush brown), 931 nucleotides long. RefSeq names its product RNA-binding protein Rsf1 (gene Rsf1). The record is from RefSeq and is a predicted model, not a curated record. Lineage: Eukaryota; Metazoa; Arthropoda; Insecta; Lepidoptera; Nymphalidae. Gene Ontology annotation, biological process: mRNA splicing, via spliceosome. The transcript is spliced from 3 exons. Gene Ontology annotation, cellular component: nuclear speck. The coding region runs from base 173 to 637 and encodes 154 amino acids. Gene Ontology annotation, molecular function: RNA binding.
AGCGUUUGGUUCGUUCUUUCUUUACCAUUCAAUCAUCAACUUCAUUAAUCCGCUUUUGAUUUUUGACUAAAAUAUAAAUUGAAAUAAUUUAUAUAUCUUAAAAUAAAAUAUAAAAUAUAGUUUAAGUUUAGACUAACUCUCAUCCACAUUAAUUAAACACAAAAUCACAAAAAUGAGCUCGGGAGGAACUCGUGUUUACGUAGGCGGUCUGGUGGAGGGAAUCAAGAAGGAGGAUUUGGAGCGGGAGUUUGACAAAUACGGCAAACUGAACUCAGUGUGGGUCGCAUUGAACCCCCCGGGUUUCGCGUUUAUUGAGUUUGAAAACAUGGAGGAAGCUCAGGAUGCGUGCACUGCGAUGAACGGUUUCGAAAUGCUAGGCGCGACAUUAAAAGUAGAAUUAUCGAGAAAGCGAGACGGGCCACGCCGAGGCGGCGGCAACUUCAGAGGCGGCCGCGGGGGCAGUUUCAGAGGCGGGCGCUCGUUCGGGGGCUCCUCCGGGGGCGGCGGCGGCGGUGGCGGCCGCUCGUACGGCGGUGGCGGCGGCAGAGGCUUCAACCGAAACGGAAACGGUUACGGCUCCGGUAACGGAGGAGGAGGAGGCAACUUCAGAUCUAGGUCGCCACUGUCUCGGUUUUAAUUUAAUUCUAGAAUAAAUUUAGGUUUAGUGUUAACGUAAUCUGAAGCCUUCCAAGUGUUAAUGAAAUGCGAUGUUUUGUUCAAUACUGGGGGGUUCAAUGCUUAUGAGAUUGGUGAAGUUGAUGUCCUUGGAGGUUAAGGUCAAUGGAAUAAUUCUAAACUGAAUACCACAAGCAAUACAUCUUUAAAUAAGAAACAAAAUGAACAAUCUUCAGUAUAUCUUUAACAUUUAACCUAAGCACCUAAUGGGCUAAGUUUCCUUAUUGUAUAAAUAAAUAAAAAACACAAAUUCCAA